Molecule: messenger RNA, 714 nt
Organism: Fulvia fulva
Lineage: Eukaryota; Fungi; Ascomycota; Dothideomycetes; Mycosphaerellales; Mycosphaerellaceae
Product: N-acetyltransferase ats1
Exons: 2
Coding region: 1-714 (237 amino acids)
Biological process (GO): protein acetylation
Molecular function (GO): N-acetyltransferase activity
Source: RefSeq, a predicted model, not a curated record
AUGGAACAACGUUCAAGAAAACAUAUCUCACUUGAUACAACACUUCAUCCGCUUCCGCACCAGCUUCCAAACUUGCAGCAAACUCUCAAGACACCCACACAAACCACGAAUCACAGAGGAGAUUGCACAAUGGCAGCUGUCGACAGAUCCCAGCCGAGCAUCGAACAUGCCACAGUCGAUGACAUUCCCGAAAUCCUCGCCAUGAUCAAAGAACUUGCCGCCUACGAAAACGAGCCCUCCAAAGUCCUCGCGACCGAAGACUCCCUCAAACGCACCCUCACCUUCGCACCCUCCCACUCCGGCACAGUCGUCCACACCAACCCCGGCUACGCCAAAACCCUGAUCCUCCGCCUCCCCGCAGACCCCACUCACCCCGACGACAAGGCCAGCGCAGUGGCUGGCAUGGCCAUGUACUUCAACAACUACAGCACCUGGCGCAGCAAGCCGGGCGUAUACCUCGAAGACCUCUUCGUACGACCGCAGUACCGCAAGAGGGGCUAUGGCAAGUUCCUUAUACGGGCGUUGGCGCAGGAGGUGGUGAGGAUCGAUGGUGGCAGGUUGGAGUGGAGUUGUCUGAAGUGGAAUGAGCCGAGCUUGCAGUUCUACAAGAGCUUGGGCGCGGAGAGGAUGGAUGAUUGGGUGCAGUUGAGAGUUGAUGGGGAGGCGUUGGUGAAGUUGGCCUUCAGUGAUCAGAAGGAGGAGAAGAAGGCUUGA